Molecule: messenger RNA, 1413 nt
Organism: Seriola dumerili (greater amberjack)
Lineage: Eukaryota; Metazoa; Chordata; Actinopteri; Carangiformes; Carangidae
Product: zinc finger and BTB domain-containing protein 26-like
Exons: 3
Coding region: 1-1413 (470 amino acids)
Biological process (GO): regulation of transcription by RNA polymerase II
Cellular component (GO): nucleus
Molecular function (GO): RNA polymerase II cis-regulatory region sequence-specific DNA binding; protein binding; DNA-binding transcription factor activity, RNA polymerase II-specific
Source: RefSeq, a predicted model, not a curated record
AUGUCAGGCUCCUCUGACACUUUAAAGUUUCAUCUCCCCACCCACGGCGAUUCCAUCCUCAGCAAAAUGAACGCUCUGAGAGAGGAUCGCCGCUUCUGUGAUGUCACACUACUCCUUGGUGGUCCUCAGGGCGCCACUGUCCAGCCUCUCCGCUUCCACGCUCACAGAGUGGUGCUCGCAGCAUCCUCGGAUUUCCUCCGUGACCAAUUCCUGCUCCACGAGGGCCGGGCAGAGCUGAGUGUGGGUGUGGUGUCCAGCGUGGAGGUUGGUAAGAGACUGCUCCUGUCCUGCUACACUGGGCUCCUGGAGGUCCCUCUGAGGGAGCUGGUGAGCUACCUCACUGCAGCCAGUGCGCUUCAAAUGAGCCAGGUGGUGAAGAAAUGUUCCCAGGCUGUGUCCCAGUACCUUAGUCCAACUCUGGCUUUCUUGAAAUUGGAGGGACCAUCAGAAGAGAAGGAAAUCCUGCAGCCAGACAGUGGCUGGCCAGGCCCCAGUUCAAAAAAUCAGGAGGAAAGGGAUGCAGCCCAACCCAGCACCAGUAUCCAGGAAACAAUUACCGAGGGAGGGGGAGCGAUUGUGAUUCAGUCCAAGUUGAGGGUGAGUCAGGCAGCCAAGGUGCAUAAUCAAGGACUGAGAGAGGUUAGAGGGGAUAGGAGAGUGGUUAAAGCUAAAAUAGAAGACACAGCAUGUUGUCUCAACAUGCUUGAGUCAGAGGACGGUGGAGGCAUCCUGGCUGUUCACACAAGCAAGCCAUCCUAUCAAGUUCACCACAUUACAGAAGCCUUAAAAUGUAAUCUACACCCUCCUACAGCUGUCCGAGAUCAUAUAUCCUCCACAACCAUGGGAAGUUCUGCUCAACAUGAAGAGGUGGUGGACAGCUCCCGAAGCCCGGAUGAAACUCUCUCAGUGGCAGCUCAACUGCAAGAACGUGGAGAGCUGAUGGAUUCCAAUAUAUUUGGCCUCUCUCCAGCACAUCUGUCAAAGAGUCAUUGUUCUGGAGAUGAGCUGACAGAUGAUUCAGACUGCAAAUUGGUCCAGAGACCAUACCUGUGCAGGAGGUGUGACAGAGUCUUCCAGCACUUGGAGAGCUACAUGGGGCACUUGAAGGAACACAGACAGUACCUGUGUUUAGUCUGUGGGAAAGGUUUUUCCCAGAAGAGUAACCUGUCUCACCACAUACACGCCCACACCGGUGUCAAGCCUUUCAGAUGCCCGUUGUGCCACAAGACAUUUUCUCAGAAAGCCCCGCUGCAAGACCAUCUCAACCUGCAUACAGGGGACAGACCCCCUAAUUGUAACUACUGUGCUGUGCACUUUGCACACAAGCCAGGCCUCAGACGCCACCUGAAGGAUACUCAUGAACAGUUUCUGGGGAUGAUAUGGGUGUUCAUCCAUCAGAUGACGCAACGCUAA